Molecule: messenger RNA, 2532 nt
Organism: Condylura cristata (star-nosed mole)
Lineage: Eukaryota; Metazoa; Chordata; Mammalia; Eulipotyphla; Talpidae
Gene: ARMCX2
Product: armadillo repeat containing, X-linked 2
Exons: 3
Coding region: 280-2142 (620 amino acids)
Cellular component (GO): mitochondrion
Source: RefSeq, a predicted model, not a curated record
CUCAAUUGCGCUGCGCAUUGCCGUGCGUUUAACCCAGGACAGGAGGAGCAGGAGAAAAUCCCCCCAGAUCCGGGCAGGUCUGUCUGCUUUGGGGCCCCACAACUACAGGUGUGGUGGGAAAGAGCAAACUGUUCCUGCUCCCAGCUGGCUGGCCCUUGCGUGGCUUACAGUCUGCACAACUUGCACACCUGAGCUGAAGAGCCUCGCCUGGACAAGCGCUCAUCCCACUUAGCUAACCAGCUCCAGGGCCCUGGAUCGGAGAGUCACGUCAGCCGUGCCAUGAGCCGAGUUCGCGACGCUGGCUGUGUUGCUGCGGGGAUAGUGAUCGGGGCUAGCGCCUGGUACUGUGUCUACAAAUACGCCAGGGGAAGAAACCAGACCAAGAAGAGACUGGCCAAGCCCAAGACUAGGGCUGUGGCCGGGAAUGGAGCCAGGGCUAAAGCCGGACUCAGAGCUGGUUUCACAAUCGACCUUGGGCCAGGCGUGGGUCCUCCCCCGCCAGUCCGGGUUGAGGCAGAUAGCAGAGCUCAGGACGAAGCCUCCCCUCGAAAUGCGACUGGAGCUGAGAUAUUGGCCCCAGCUGCAGCCAGCCCUGAGGCUCAAAGUGGGGCAGAAAGUCAGGUCCACGAGGGCGAGGGAGUCGGGGUUGGGCUUAAGGCUGAAUCAGUCGUGGGCACAACGGCGACUUCAGCAGUGGCACCUCCUGGGGAGGCAGAGGCUCCCGUGGCUUCAGAAGCCCCCACAACUGCAGGGGUUCCCAAAUUCGCAGAAUCCCCUGCCACAGUGGAGGCUCCGGGGGCGCCAGCCUUGCCUCCUGCAAUGCCAGUCCCUACCGAAGCGGCAGUACCUCCGGAAGCGGUAGAGGCACCUGCGCCCACCACGCCUGGGGGAGUUACGGCAGCCGGGGCAUCUGUGCCAGGCGGAGGGGUGGAGCCUGCUGGGGCUACGGCACCUUCGGGGGCGGCGGCGGCGGCUCCGGGGACUUCAGGGUCUCCUAGAGCCGCGGCUGCCGCCAAGAAAACUACCCCCGGGGCUCACACGGGGGCUAUACCCAAGGCGGGCCCCGGGGCUGGAGCUGUGCCCAAAGGUGGGGCCAAGGGAAACAGAUCCCGACCUGGAGGCAAGGGUAAGGGCAAGAAAAACAAGGUUGAAGUGGACGAAUUGGGACUGGGCUUCCGUCCUGGGGAUGGGGCUGCAGCAGCUGCUGCAGCCUCCGCUAACGGGGGCCAGGCUUUCCUGGCAGAGGUCCCUGAUUCUGAGGAAGGGGAGUCUGGGUGGACUGACACAGAGUCAGAAUCGGACUCUGAGCCUGAGACCCAGCAAAGAGGGAGAGGGAAGAAGCCUGUUCCCAUGCAGAAGCGCCCCUUUCCUUAUGAAAUUGACGAGAUUCUGGGUGUCCGAGAUCUCAGGAAAGUCCUUACUCUGCUGCAGAAAUCAGAUGAUCCUUUUAUCCAACAGGUAGCUCUGCUCACCCUGAGCAACAAUGCCAAUUACACAUGCAACCAAGACACUAUUCGGAAAUUGGGAGGCCUCCCAAUUAUUGCAAACAUGAUCAAUAAAACCGAUCCCCACAUUAAGGAAAAAGCCUUAAUGGCCAUGAAUAACCUAAGUGAGAAUUACGAAAAUCAGGGACGGCUUCAGGUAUACAUGAAUAAAGUGAUGGAUGAUAUCAUGGCCUCUAACCUGAACUCAGCAGUACAGGUAGUUGGACUAAAAUUUUUAACCAACAUGACUAUUACUAAUGAUUACCAGCACCUGCUUGUCAACUCCAUUGCAAACUUUUUCCGUCUGUUAUCUCAGGGAGGUGGGAAAAUUAAGGUUGAGAUUUUGAAAAUACUUUCAAAUUUUGCUGAAAAUCCAGAUAUGUUAAAAAAACUGCUUAGUACCCAAGUACCAUCAUCAUUUAGCUCCCUCUAUAAUUCUUAUGUGGAAUCAGAAAUUCUUAUUAAUGCCCUUACUCUGUUUGAGAUCAUCUAUGAUAAUCUCCGGGCAGAAGUAUUUAACUACAGAGAAUUCAAUAAAGGUUCCCUUUUUUACUUAUGUACAACAUCUGGAGUGUGUGUUAAGAAAAUCCGGGCCUUAGCAGAUCACCAUGACCUCUUGGUGAAAGUGAAAGUUAUAAAACUAGUGGACAAAUUCUGAUUGGCUAUGUGCACGCAAAGAAUUUGAAGAAAUUUCUUGUUUUUGCAAUCUGGAAGCAAUGAAAAUUGAAAAUUACUUUUUUUCCAUAUAGUAAAGGGAUCCUUUCAGCUGCCAGUUUUGAAUAGUGUAUCAUCCAGAGUGAUGUUAUCUGUGACAGUCUCCAGCUUUAAGCUGAAUCAUUUUAUGAAUACCAAAUAAAUAGUCCUCUUGUACUGAAAACACAUUUGUGACUUUAAUCGUGCUGCUUAGAUGGAAAUAUUUUUACUGGUUCCUCUGAAUUAACAGCGAACCUGUCCUUCAUGAAUAGCCUAUACUUCUAUCAUUUGUUUUGACUUGAAUUUAUUCACCAAAGACUUCAUUUGUGUGUCAUCAAUAAAGUUGUAUGUUUUG